This is a messenger RNA of Medicago truncatula (barrel medic), 1779 nucleotides long. RefSeq names its product F-box/kelch-repeat protein At3g23880. Lineage: Eukaryota; Viridiplantae; Streptophyta; Magnoliopsida; Fabales; Fabaceae. The transcript has 2 exons. Bases 397 to 1572 code for a protein of 391 amino acids. The record is from RefSeq and is a predicted model, not a curated record. Gene Ontology annotation, molecular function: protein binding.
AUUCCAGCCUCCAUCAUCGGUUAGUAAUUUAGUCGUUAGAUCAACGUUUUCCUUUGUACAAAUUUAAAUUGGUGACCUUAAACUUUGUAACGUUGAGAUAACUACCCAAUCCCCUCAAUGUGAAAAAUAUUGUGGGACAUUGGGACUAGUAGCUUCAUUUUGAAGGGUCAUUUGAAGGGUCAGCAGCAUUUUCCUAUGUCAAGUGAUACAAAGUUUGAGUUCCCAUGUCACUAUGAAGUGUGAACGCCCUUCAUUAUUAAUCUUCCUUUCCACUCUCACCUUUUUUCAUUUCUUACGCUCAUUUCGUUCUUCACAAACAAAACCCUAUUUUUUUUUCUCGUUUCCUUCUCUAAGAAAAUAGAGUGAACUCAAAAAAAAAAAAAUAUCAAUUGUGUAAUGUCUCUUUCGAUACUUCUUCCAGAACUCAUAGACGACAUCUUACUGCGGCUUCCGCAGAAGCCUCUUGCAAGAUUCAAAUGUGUAUCCAAACACUAUAAUUCACUCAUUUCCGACCCUGAAUUCACAAAACUUCACCUUCAAAGAUUACCUAAAAUUUCACACACCCUAAUUAGCUUGGAGGAAGCGAAUACUUGGGUUAUAACUCCGAACUCAGUGCAUCAUUUACUUGAACACCCGUCAUCCAUUACCGAAGAAGAAGACGCUAGUCUUCGUUUUAACAUGAACGAGAACGAUUGUUUUUCAAUUGGCUCUGCUAACGGAUUGGUCAGUUUGAUCAGUGUAAAAUCACAAGAGGGUGGAAAUAAAGAAAUUUGUACUCAGUUUUGGAACCCUACUUUACGGUUAAGAUCCGAAGACUCACCAAAUUUGACUAUCAUGCCUCCGCCUUCUAAUGAUAAUAUGUUGUCCAGGGUCCACUUUGGUUUCGGCUAUGAUGAUUUAAGUGACACAUACAAGGUGGCAGCUGUGUUUUGGAAUUGUAUAGCACAAAAGAUGGAGGCGAAAGUUCAUUGCAUGGGCGAUAGUUCUUGGAGAAAUACUCUUGCUUGCCAUGAUUUUCCAAUUUUACUACAAAGGACUAUCGUUGGACCAUUCGUGAAUGGUAGUGUUAACUGGUUAACGUAUCAUAACUUAAAUUGUCAUUUGUAUGAAAGGGAAAAUGUUACCAUCAACCAGUUAUUGAUUUUUUCGCUUGAUUUGCGAAAGGAGGCAUGUAAGUAUAUUUUGUUGCCAGAUGCUACAACCGUAGUGUCCCAAGAUCUAUUAAAACUUGCUGUUUUGAGAGGUUGCUUGUGUUUUUAUUAUAACCACAUGAGAACCCAUUUUGUUUUGUGGGAAAUGAAAGAGUUUGGAGUUCAAGAGUCUUGGACUCAGUUGGUGAAUGUUAGCUAUGGUCAUCUUCAAUUUCGUGAGUUCCUUAAUUGGUUGUUGUUGCCGGUGUGUCUAUCCGAAGAUGGAGAUGUCGUGAUGCUAGUUUGCGAAGAAGAGGAUGAAGCUAUUAUGUAUAAUCAGAAAGAUGGCAUUGUUGAACCUGUUGAACUUUCUAACAACCAAAUUCGUUAUGCUGAGGAACAUAUGCAGAGCUUGGUUUUGCCUUGUCCUCAUCCACAUUAAUCUCGUAUGCAACAACUGUUUGUUUUUCUGAAUUUAUGUUAGGUUUUGCAUUUGGCAUGAUAUCUAUUGAUGGUUCUUUAAUUAUGUUUUCCUUAGAUAGUUUGACUAUUUUGCUGGAUGAUUUCAUUGUACUUAUUGCUAGUUGUUGGAUCAAAUUAUGUGGAUUGGAUGAUGUUAAUUAUUAUGAGUUAAGUUUAUAUUUCUCCA